Molecule: messenger RNA, 924 nt
Organism: Fomitiporia mediterranea MF3/22
Lineage: Eukaryota; Fungi; Basidiomycota; Agaricomycetes; Hymenochaetales; Hymenochaetaceae
Exons: 13
Coding region: 1-924 (307 amino acids)
Biological process (GO): proteolysis
Molecular function (GO): cysteine-type endopeptidase activity
Source: RefSeq, a predicted model, not a curated record
AUGACAAGUAAUCCCAGACAACCGAGGGGUCUUUACAGGAGUCGCUAUAUUGAUAUGAGCAAUUAUGCGCUAUUUGUAUCAACUGAACAAGCAGAAGAUCAAGACCCUCUGCCAGCCCACAACGAUGCAAAACUAAUGGUUAACUUCUUGAGAUACAAUCCUGAUGCGAUGAGAAGCCUUGGUCUAGCGGAAGUCAAACCGUCUUCUGUUGAAAAUAUUAAGCAGCAAAUGAGUUGGCUUGUCGCACAUGAACUUAAGGAGUUAAACAGGAGAUUCUUCUAUUACUCUGGACAUGGAACGAGUGAUGAACAUCAUGGGCAUCAUAAAUACUCAAUCUUUGCUUGGGAGAAUGAUAGCUCUCAUAAAGUUGAUGAUGCGGUUGAACCUUUGAGAAACGAAAAAACUGUAUUGUUUGCAAUGUUCGAUAGACAAAUGAAUAUAGAUCUGCCAUAUGAAGUUCACAUGGGCGAGGUAGAUCUACUUGAAGAACCUACAAUAGUUUUUCAAAGUGUGGCUCAUGUAUCUAAAACUCCAGAAGAGCUUCAUAACAAAAGAGUUAUAUUACUUACUGCAUGUGAGCAUGAUCAAGUAGCUGAAGUUGAUCAUCCUGUGAUUCAAGAAGGAAUCAGUCAACAGGAACUGCCAGAGCAGUACAGUAUGCUUACAUGGUUCUUUAAUGAAGUUAUGAAGAACAAGAAGAGGAUAAAGGCAAGGGACCUUAUUUAUUACAUCAGGGUUUAUCUUGAUAAUGUCAACAGAGAUUUAGAUCAGAGACCACAACUCAAGUUUAGUUGGCAACCAGUGCUAACAAGGAUGAAUGCUAGCCAAACGCAGAUAGAGUUGUCAUCUCAUUCAAAUACACAGAAAGGCGAUAAAUGCAAAACCAGUGAUAAAGCAGAGAGAAGAUACGUAUUAUACAAAUGA